GCUACUGAAAAAUGAUAUUGAGAGUAAAUAAUAAUGUUUAUUCAAUAUUGAUUAAAUCGAAAAUAGCAACAUUAAUGAAUAAACUGAAUUUCCAAAAAAGCUUGCAAACAAAAACAUAUUGAAAUAAAUCAACACAAAUUCUCAUUCACCUAAAACAGCAAGAAAAUAACAAAAUACCUAUAUGUUAAAAAAAUCGAGUAACAAUCUGAGGAUAACGGAGUGUUAGACCGUUUUAGCCUUAUUUCUAAGACAGCAUUUUCUAAGCUUAGUACUAUCAUCAAAGUAUUCGUCAUUAACUUGAAGAAAAUGCCUUAAAUCAAGUUCGACACUUAAUUGUCAAAACUUUUUUGAAGAAAUCAACGAUGGAUCCUAAUAAAUUUCAUCCCGAUUGCCGUCCAGGCUCGCGAAAACCUUGGGAUUUACUUUCAGACAACCACAGAAGAAAAAUUAAGAAAAAAUAUUAUGAUUCGUUCGAUGCUACCUUGCAUUGUAAUGAACUUAGCUCUAUGAAUAGUAAUGCAGUUUGUCACAGUAUUAAUAACAGUACAUCGUGUAAAGUGCUGGUGUUGGAUAAAAAUGUAAGUGAAAGCCAGAUAAGAGAAGAAAACUCAUCUAUUAUCCAAGAAGAAAAUGUGACUGAGAAGCCGAUUGAAGAAAGAAGCUUAUCUGAAAUGCAAGAGACAAAUAAUGAUAGUUUCGCAAAAGAUGAUAGAGAAUCAUCAUUACGAUUAUUGAAAUUACCAAGCAAUUUCAAUGAUAAAGUUGGAAAUAAAAUUAUUUAUAUGCAAGGAUUAUUUACGUCUGCUGCUCCUGACGAAAGUUGUUCAACAUUAGAUACGAAUAACAUCGCAGAGCAAGAAGAGCCGACAAAUAUUGAAUCAUUUGCACAAACAUUAAAAGCGCAUCUGGCGAAAUGUUUUGUUGAAAAUAAGCUGAACCAAGUGCAAAGUAAUGCUGUAUUAAAGGUUGUAAGACUUCACCCAUCACUACGAUUCUUGCCUCAAGAUUGUCGGUCUCUAUUAAAAACUCCGCGCGAUAAAAUUACAGUGAAAGAAGUCGCUCCGGGAGAAUAUUUACAUCUUAGCUUGGAAAAAAUGCUACAAUCUAUUUUAAAUCGAGUACGAUUUGAAUCAAUACCUGACAAAUUAUUGAUUGAUUUCAGUACAGAUGGUGCAGAAUUAAAUAAAGAAACUACCUUAUGGCCUAUUCAAUUUCGUGUUGUUAAUUUGGAGGAAUAUGAUAAGCCUGAGCUUCUUGGUAUUUAUCAAGGCGACAAGAAGCCACAGUCUUUUACUGACUUCUUCGCGGAUUUUGUUAGAGAGGUGGAUAAUAUUAUAAUGAAAGGAGGCAUAGAAUAUAAACAAAAAAAAAUUCCUAUUGAACUUAGAUGUUUUAUUGCUGAUGCUCCGGCUCGGGCUUCAGUACUUAAUCAUCGCGGUCAUACGGCAAAAAUUCCCUGCUCAAAGUGUCAUGUCGAAGGAUCUCAAUACGGUGGAUCUAAUCGGUUUCCUGGUAUAAACUAUAAGCCUAGAACUGAUGCUGAUUAUAGAGCGUUGAAAGAUGUAGACCACCAUGAAGGAAAAUCGGCUCUGCAUGAUCUGCCAAUAGAUCUUGUACAUCAAGUAUCUUUUGACUAUAUGCACUUAGUGUGUUUAGGCGUAAUGAAGAAAACUAUUGAAUCGGUAGUGUUCGGGAAGUGUAAACUCAAGAAACUACCAGGUUUUAAAGUGAAGCUGCUUUCAAAUCGAUUAAUAACUCUUCAACUGUACUGUCCAAGAGAAUUCGCUCGAAUACCUCGAGAGUUGGAUAAAUUGGUUAAUUUUAAAGCCACAGAGUUUCGUCAGCUGCUUCUAUAUACUUUUAUAGUUGUAUUUCGCGGACUAAUUACUGCUGAACAGUAUGAUCACUUCCUGUUGCUUCACUCUUCCGUGCGGAUUUUAUUAAAUAAUUCAUCUACCCCAAAAGAUGUGGACUUUGCAGAAGAAUCAUUAAAAACUUAUGUGAUUAAGGCUGAAGAUAUUCACGGCUUGCAGUUCCUGACUUAUAACACUCAUGGUAUAUUACAUCUUCCUGCGGACUAUAGAUUAUACGGAUCUCUGGAUUCUGUUUCUGCAUUUACAUAUGAAAAUAAAAUGCCCGUUUAUCGUGGUUUUGUAAGAAAACCAGAUAAACCGCUUCAACAAAUUUAUAAGAGAGUUAAUGAGGAAGCACAAUUUUCUGCUGUCACAGAAAAUGAUACCAAAAUUUUUAAAGCUUCCGGCAUUCAUAAUUGUGGUCCGAUUACUAGCGUAUUUGAAAAUUUAUCAAUUCAGUAUGAAAAUGUACAAACUCCAACUUUUUUCUUUUCUAUUCAAAAUAAUGAUAAUACAAUAAUUACCAAACAAGGUAGAAUUGGUAUUAUAAGAAACAUCAUUUUUUGCAAUAAUAAUUACUAUUUUGUUUUACAUUUAUUUGAGACGUUACAAUCAUUUUACACAAUUUCAAAUCAGCCGUCUACUAAAUUUGGAGUUUAUCUAUGUACUGAACUCAAUGAUACUCGACCUGUCAUUAUUACAUAUAGUGAAAUACAAAGCAAAUGUUAUAGAGUUCCAUUGUGGGUAAACAAGCAAUUUGUAGAUCAUACUGUUAAUGAUGAACAGUUGAAUAAUGCAUUCGUUUCUAUUACUUUAUCUUGUACUAUUCUGAAUUGAUAUAUAGAGUUAAUUCCAUAAUUCUAGAUAUAACCAUUUAUAAAAUAAUGUCUCUCAGUGUUACAAUAUUUUUAUUUUAAUAAUUAGAGAUAAAUAUAAUAUAUAUUAGAGAAAAAAGAUGCUAUUUUUAUAAU
Messenger RNA from Cotesia glomerata, 2824 nucleotides. RefSeq lists its product as uncharacterized. The record is from RefSeq and is a predicted model, not a curated record. The coding region runs from base 363 to 2690 and encodes 775 amino acids. NCBI's taxonomy places the organism in Eukaryota, Metazoa, Arthropoda, Insecta, Hymenoptera, Braconidae. The transcript has 3 exons.